Molecule: messenger RNA, 549 nt
Organism: Serpula lacrymans var. lacrymans S7.9
Lineage: Eukaryota; Fungi; Basidiomycota; Agaricomycetes; Boletales; Serpulaceae
Exons: 2
Coding region: 1-549 (182 amino acids)
Source: RefSeq, a predicted model, not a curated record
AUGUGCACAGACGCGAGGAACCUUCUCGCCCAACAAGGAUACCUCAUCUCCCCUCCCCCAGAUUUGUUAUCCCUACCAGGUCUCAUGGGACACGCAUUUCCAGGACGUCACCCCCCUCACUCUCCACCACCACCUCCACCAGCAUCUCGCCCAUCAUUGCCAGAUCUUGUUCUACCCGUGCCCGCUCCACUAUCCCCAAUACAUUCCUCUACAACCGGCUCAAUAGCCCCUGUUCCCAACGUAGUCAAUGCAUUGCAGGACACAUUGAUUCCUACGCGACCAACGACACUCCUUCCCCAACUUCCCCAACCGCGUUGCCCCCGCCGCCUAUGCCGACAGCGCCCCGAGCCGGUACUCCUUAUUCCUUUGGGCCGCACUCCCCGAGUACCACACACAGGCCAGGGGAAGACCCUGAUAUCAACCAGCGACAAAUCUCCGGAUGGAAGGAACGAAGACGCCGCCCUCGUGUUCAACGUUGUUAUGCAUGUCAAGGAUAUGGCCAUUGCGCUAUCUAUUGUCGUUACCAUACUUGCUCUACGUGCGGGUUAG